CAAGUGUGUCACUUCCUUUCCUCAUGUGAUAGACGCUGAAAUACUAUGAGAUAAAGGUUUUAGGUUUCAAUUGGGAAGAGAGGGAAGUGGACAAAUCAGGGCUGUGUCUUUAGGAGCAAAGAAGAAUGGAACAGGGGGAUCCCUUUCUGGAUCAACAGGAAGACAGUGAUAGCUGCUCGGAAUCUGUGAAAUUUGAUGCGCGCUCAAUGACAGCCUUGAUUCCUCUGAAUCCUAAAAAUGGCGCCACCAUUCAGGAGAAAUUGAAGUUCUUCAAAGCUGCAUUGAUUGCCCUUUACCUCCUUGUGUUUGCAGUUCUCAUACCUAUCAUUGGAAUAGUGGCAGCUCACCUUCUGAAGUGGGAAACGAAGACAUGCGUGGUUGGUUCAGUUAAUGAACAUGGUGCAUCUCAAAGUCUCCAAGGAAGAGGAAAUAGCAGCGAAGAAGCGACCAGGUUUCCAGAGGCAGAAGCCAGUCCUGUAGAUUCAGAGCAGUUCCAGAAUUUCAGUGUGACCACUGAUCAGAGAUUCAGUGAUGUUCUUCUCCAGCUCCGAGGCUUGGUUUCCUCUGUCCGGGAACGUGGGGAUGCCCUGGAUGAACUCGCCCAGUCCCUCACGGCCCUGAAUGUCACAUUGCUUGGGGUGCAGCUCGGGAUGGACAAGCUGAAUGACAAAAUCCAAGAGAACGCGAUUAAGCACCAAGAGGAAAUCAGCAAGUUGGAGGAGCGUGUGUCCAAGGCAUCAGCAGAAAUCACAUCAAUGAAAGAAGAACAAGGGCAUUUGGAGAAGGAAAUAAAAGGAGAAGUGACAAUAUUGAAUAACAUCACGAACGACCUCAGACUGAAAGACUGGGAACAUUCACAGACCCUGAAAAAUAUCACGUUAAUUCAAGGUCCUCCUGGACCUCCAGGUGAAAAAGGAGACAGAGGUCCUCCUGGAGAAACCGGUCCACAAGGCAUUCCAGGUGCAAGAGGUCCUCCAGGUCUCAAAGGUGAUCGAGGAGCAAUUGGUUUUCCUGGAAGUCGUGGAUUACCUGGGUCAACUGGAAGGCCAGGAAAUCCCGGACAAAAAGGCCAGAAGGGGGAAAAGGGGAGUAGAAGCACAACAAGAUAUAGUUUGGGGCACUAAAGAGUCCUUAUCAGAGCAACAUGAAUUCUGCUAAAUCAAAGAAGAAAAAAACACCAAAUUUAUGAUGAAGCUUGCUGGAAGAAUGGUAAAAUCAUCGAUGCUUUAUGCAAAGCUUAUGAGGACAAUGACCAAAAUUAGCCAUUUACAGAUAGAUAACUGAUUUUAAGGAAGGAUAAGAUGAUGUUGAAGAUGAAGUCAACAGCAGCAGGUUAUCCACAUCAGCUUAUCAAGAAAGAAUUAAUCUUGUUUGUGCUCUAAUUGAAGAGGACCAAAAAUUAAUAGCAAAAACAAUAGCCGACAUCAUAGACGUCUCAAGUGGUUCAGCUCACACGAUUCUGACUGAAAAAGUUCCUGUUGGUGGGUUCCAAAAUCCUUGCAUCCAGAUUAGCUGGAGGCAAAAGCAGAGCUUUCAAAGGAAAUGUUAAAUAACUGGGAUCAAGAACCUGAAGCAUUUCUUCGAAGAACUGUGACAGGAGAUAAAACAUAGCUUUACUAGUACUAUCCUGAAGACAAAGCACAAUAAAGGAAUGGCUACCAAGAGGGGGACAUGGUCCAGUCAAAGCAACAGGAGUCCUGUCAAGAACAAGGUCAUGGGGACAGUAUUUUUGAAUGCCCAAACAGUGAUAACAUCUGCUUAUUAUGAGAGUGUUUUGGGAAAGACAGGAAAAGCCGUAGAUCUUUAGCAGAAAAACACCUGUGAAAGCAUCAUCAGAGAGUUUUUUCAGGCAAUGUUCCUGCCCAUUUCUCACAUCACACAAGGGCAAUAUUGUGAGAGUAUUAAUGGGAAAUUAUGAUCCACCUGACAGUCCUAAUUUCGUUUCUUCUGACCUCAUUUUGUUCCCUAUUCUUAAAAAAAAAUCUUUAAAGCUCCCGUGUUUCUUCAGUUAAUAAUGUAAAAAAAGGUAGCUCCUUUAAAUGCCCAGGACUUUGGCCGUGGACUGAAGGACGGAUAUCAUCCUGUUAAC
This is a messenger RNA of Otolemur garnettii (small-eared galago), 2089 nucleotides long. RefSeq names its product macrophage scavenger receptor 1 (gene MSR1). Gene Ontology annotation, biological process: receptor-mediated endocytosis. Lineage: Eukaryota; Metazoa; Chordata; Mammalia; Primates; Galagidae. Gene Ontology annotation, cellular component: membrane. The transcript is spliced from 9 exons. Gene Ontology annotation, molecular function: scavenger receptor activity. The coding region runs from base 126 to 1124 and encodes 332 amino acids. The record is from RefSeq and is a predicted model, not a curated record.